GGCAGCGGGGGCCGGGGAUCGCAUCAUUAUCAUGGGCACUGUUUGCUUUUCGCGGCGCUGCUGUUUGCUUUUCGCUCUCGCCUGGGCCGGCAGGUUGGCGGGAGGCAGCGGGGGCGCAGAUGUUGACGAGUGCGCAGAAGCUACGGAUGACUGUCACAUCGAUGCAAUUUGCCAAAACACACCAAAAUCCUACAAAUGCAUCUGCAAGCCAGGCUAUAAAGGCGAAGGGAAACAAUGUGAAGAUAUCGACGAGUGUGAAAAUGACUUCUACAAUGGGGGUUGUGUCCAUGAGUGUAUCAACAUUCCAGGCAACUACAGGUGUACAUGCUAUGAUGGGUUCAUGUUAGCCCAUGAUGGCCACAACUGUCUUGAUGUUGAUGAGUGUCAGGAUAACAAUGGAGGGUGCCAGCAGAUUUGUGUAAAUACUAUGGGCAGCUAUGAAUGUCAAUGCAAAGAGGGCUUUUUUCUGAGUGAUAACCAGCAUACCUGCAUUCAUCGCUCCAUUGAGGGUAUGAACUGUAUGAACAAAGAUCAUGGGUGUGCACACAUCUGCCGGGAGACGCCCAAAGGUGGGGUUGCCUGUGAAUGUAGGCCUGGCUUUGAACUUGCCAAAAACCAGAAGGACUGCAAAUUAACCUGUAACUAUGGGAAUGGAGGCUGCCAACACACCUGUGAUGACACAGAUACUGGUCCUGUGUGUGGUUGUCAUCAGAAGUAUGCCCUACAUUCGGAUGGCCGAACCUGCAUUGAGAAGGAUGAGGCUGCAAUUGAGAGUUCUGAGUACAAUGCCACGUCAGUAGCUGAUGUGGACAAGCGGGUGAAACGGCGGCUACUUAUGGAAACAUGUGCUGUCAAUAAUGGAGGCUGUGAUCGGACUUGCAAGGAUACCGCGACAGGGGUACGAUGCAGUUGCCCAGUUGGAUUUACCCUGCAGCCUGAUGGGAAAACGUGCAAAGACAUUGAUGAGUGCUUGGUAAACAACGGUGGCUGUGACCAUUUCUGCCGAAACACGGUUGGAAGCUUUGAGUGCAGCUGCCAGAAAGGCUAUAAACUGCUCACAGAUGAACGGACCUGCCAAGAUAUAGAUGAGUGUUCCUUCGAAAGGACCUGUGAUCACACCUGCAUCAACUACGCUGGAAGCUUUGAAUGUCUCUGCCAUAAAGGCUACACCUUGUAUGGACUGACGCACUGUGGAGAUAUUGAUGAAUGCAGCAUCAGCAAUGGUAGCUGUGACUAUGGGUGUCUUAAUACAAUGGGGAGCUAUGAGUGUGUCUGCCCGCCUGGAAAGAAACUGCACUGGAAUAAAAAGGACUGCGUUGAGAUGGUGAAAUGUCUCCCAAAUGCCAAACCAGCUCCCAAGGCUCAGCUAGUGUGUAGUAAGACAGGAGGCAUAGAGAGCUGCUUCCUGUCAUGCCCAUCCAAUACUCUUUUUGUUCCAGAUUCGGAGAACAGCUACACGCUGAGCUGUGGCAUUCCUGUCCAGCAAGGCAAGGCUCAGCAGAAACGCAAUGCGACCCUGCCCAGCUGCGCAGAUUCAUUAGCCCCUCCAAUCAAGCAGAAAGCUCGUUUUAAAAUUAAAGACGCAAAGUGCCAUUUACGGCCUCGCAGCAAAGAAAAAACAAAAGAUUCUGGGAAGCAAGCUGUUUUAGGAGGUCAAUUCCCUUGUACAGACAACUGCCAGGUGACCUUUGUGAAUCUCAAGUGUGAUUCCUCCAAGAAAAAACGCCGAGGCCGCAAGUCACCAUCAAAAGAAGUAUCCCAUAUCACCGCAGAGUUUGAAGUGGAGAUGAAGUCAGAAGAAGUCACAGACACCUGUAACAUUGACUGUGUUCGGAAAAGGAUGGAGCAGAAGCUGCAAACUGCAAUCAAAACAUUGAGGAAAUCUAUUAAUAAACAGCAAUUUUACAUUCAGUUUUCUGGGACAGAGUAUGAAGUGGCUCAGAAGCCAGCUAAAGCUACUGAAGGGCAUGAAGCUUGCAGUACAGGGCAAGUGCUGCAGGAUGGAAAAUGUGUUACCUGCAGCACGGGCACCUUUUAUAGCGGAGAACAUAAUCAGUGCAUUCCUUGCUCACCAGGAACAUACCAAGACACAGAAGGUCAACUUACCUGUGAGCCUUGCCCAAGUAACGAUGGACAGGGAGUAGCGGGCGCCCGGAAUGUGUCAGAAUGUGGAGGGCAGUGUUCUCCUGGGCACUAUUCUUCAGAUGGUUUUAAACCUUGUAGAGUCUGUCCUCUUGGUACGUACCAGCCUGAACCAGGAAGGACCCUCUGCUUUCCAUGUGGCGGUGGGCUUGUGACCAAGUAUGAAGGUGCUGUUUCCUUUCAAGACUGCGAAACCAAAGUUCAUUGUUCUCCUGGACACUACUACAACUCUACAACACACAGAUGUAUCCGAUGCCCUGUGGCAACAUACCAGCCUGAGUUUGGUCAAAACUACUGCAUCACCUGCCCUGGGAACACAAGUACUGAUUUUGAUGGCUCCACUAACGUUACACACUGCAAAAACCAGCACUGUGGAGGAGAACUUGGGGAUUAUACUGGCUACAUUGAAUCACCCAACUAUCCUGGAGACUACCCAGCUAAUGUUGAAUGCAUUUGGAAUAUAAAUCCACCCCCAAAGAGAAGAAUACUCAUCGUAGUACCUGAGAUAUUUCUCCCAAUUGAAGAUGAAUGUGGUGAUGUUUUAGUAAUGAGAAAAAGUGCUUCUCCUACUUCAAUUACUACAUAUGAAACAUGUCAGACUUAUGAGAGACCUAUUGCAUUUACCUCAAGAUCGAGGAAGCUCUGGAUUCAGUUCAAGUCAAAUGAAGGAAACAGUGGCAAAGGAUUUCAGGUCCCCUAUGUGACUUACGAUGAGGAUUACCAACAACUAAUAGAAGACAUUGUUCGAGAUGGACGAUUAUAUGCAUCAGAAAAUCAUCAAGAAAUUCUAAAGGACAAGAAACUUAUUAAAGCUCUCUUUGAUGUACUGGCACAUCCACAAAACUAUUUCAAGUACACAGCACAAGAGUCAAAAGAGAUGUUUCCAAGAUCAUUUAUAAAGCUACUGCGAUCAAAAGUUUCCAGAUUUCUACGACCUUACAAAUAGUCUAGUGGUAUUCAAUUUUUGGUUACUUUGCAUUCCUGUCAAAUAUUGUCUUUCCUCCAUAGUAGAAACAUUUGCUAAUUUGAAGGCUCUUUUUUUGCAGUCUUUGUUUUCAAUUGUAUAUUGAAGAAUACCUGUAAUGUUUUAUAAUCGUUAAAAGCCAAUGUUCUGAAUGGGGUUUUUACUACAAAAAAAAAAUUGUGCAUCCCUGAGUGCAUCUAGUUGAAGAUCCAAAUUUGUGUCUGCACUAGUGUAUCUUCACUUUCCAUUUGAAAUUACAUUAUGUAGAAAAUAGUCUUUUUAGCUUUUUAUUUUUCAUCAACAAUAACUUUGGUCAAAGCAAAGAAGGAAUCUAUUCAAAUCUGAUUAAACUACCUGCAGAUAAUUUCUGUUGUAGAAAGAAGUAUGUAGUAUAAAUAAUAUUUGGAUUUUGAAUUGCACUUGAAGUUUAUAUUUGAAUCUUUAGAAGAAAACAAAACAACCUAAAUUUUGUUAUUUCUCAUUUGUGGCUUAGUAGAACCUCUGCCCAAGUAGAAAUCAAAAGGGAAAAAAAGAAGAAAGAAAAAAAAAAAACAGAUGUGUAAUUUUGUUUUAUGAAUUACAUGAGAUUGAGUCCUAUGCCCUUAUGUCCUAAUGUUUUUAUCUGUCCUCUUCUAAACUUCUUCAGAGGUUUGCCAUUCUCAAUUACUUCACUGAAACAGAUUUAGCUUUGGAUUUCAGUACACCAGUUAGUCCCUUUGAAGGCAUUUACAAUAGGAUAGGUGAGAAAUGAACAACGGUAGUAGUCUUGUUUUUCUUUCUGUUAAUAGAGCAUCUAAUUAAGUACAAUAUAUAAAUAUAUAAAUAUAUACUUCUAUUUGUGGGUACAUUAGUAAUGUUAUCUUUAGUUACUGUAAAUAUUAUUCAUGCUUAAGUCUUUACUCCCCCACACCCCAUUUACUCAUAUCUAUUUGUAACUUUGCUUAGAUGAUUAAAUGACUUCUCCAAGUGCUUGUCACUUCCCUUAACACCAAACUAAAGCCUUUUGGAGUUUUAAAAUACUGGAUAAUUGUUUACUCUGGGACAGUCUCUUUCAAUGUACAUUAUUCCAGGAAAAAUAACUUCUGUUAAGAUGCAACUGCUGUCCAGUAAAGGGUCAGCUAUUGCCUCUUCCUUUGGCACCCCUCAGAUGCAGACCAACAGAGUUAGCCCUGAGGACGACACACGUGAGAGGAGCUCACCAAGGAGGAAUUUUUGUUGGACCUGCCGUCUCUAAAAUGCUGGGAACAUGCCUGUGUCACAGGGGCAGACUCUAAGGGGGGUGAGGGGGUGAACAGGACGCAGUUUUGCAGAUGAGUUGGAGGGCAGGCCCUGCAGUCUUCAGAGACCUGGCACUCCCUUUUAUCACAAAUUUGCAACCCCAGUGCCCAUUGAACACAGGGACUGUAUGGUCUGCAAGACAGCAUUAGCCUCGUGGUCAGGCCUUCCUCAGAGUGACAGGUACUGGUGGGUUAAGAUGAUGAUAAAUCCUGUGUUUCCUGGUACAGGUGCUGAUUUCAACGAGAGAGUAGCUUUUUUUUAAUUAGUACUUCAGCCUCUUUACUUUUAAGCCCUUCCUCUUGUAUAUCACUUUGCCUUUUGAUCCUACAAGUUUAUUACAUGGAGAAAUUAACUAUCAUGCCAGCAUCCUUUCAGAAAAAGACUAACAUACAGUUUUGCUUCACUGCAUUUUUUUUGCAUAUCUACCCUGUAGUUUAACAUACCCUUGGAUGCUCUCAAAGACGUACCUUAAGGGUGGUUAUGGUUAACUUCUUACACUGUUUUUUGUCUUUGAGCAAGUACCAUUUGAAUUUACAAAGUUGGUUUCUGUUGGCUACAAGUGGUUGAAUAUUCCAUUUCUAAGAGACACCUUAAGUAUUCUGUUGAGUUUUUCUAUUUAGCCAUCUUGUAAUUUUGCUUGCCUUCUUUCUUUUUCUGUUGAAGAGUAUAAUUUUUUUUUCUUUCUAUGAACAGUUUCAACUUGGGGUCUAACAACUCAUUUUUUUUCACUCAUGGAUCUUAGGUCUUUCACGAGCUUUCUCUUGAGGGUUAAUAUAUAAAUAUAUAUAUUAAUUUCAAAAUGUAACAUCUCCAUAGAAGUCCUUUUUUUAAAGGCUGUUAAACCUAACUUUUUGUGAGGAUGUUGAAACUACUUUUAUUAAAUAUUCAUCAUGGGUUACUAAAGGUGGACAUUUGAAGGAGAACAUCUCAUCAGUCCUAGAUUCAGUGCAUGCCUGGAACAAAAAAAAAGUUACAUAUAUUUUUUUCAUUAACAGGAGUUAUUUGUAGAAAAAAAUUAAAUCUUAAAAAAGGAAAAAUCUUUUUAGGUACUCAAUUAUGCAUAAGUGUACAGCUAAAAAAACUACUUCAGCCAAACAGCAUCUCAAAGUCUGAUAGGUUAUUCAGAAUUAUUAGAAUGGGUCAAUGGGUCAGGAUUGCAGCCAUUCUACUGGAAGAUGUGAAGAAGAUACGGAGAAAAAUAAUUUCCUCAUUUGCUGAACUAUUUACAGCAAUCCUUAGUAUUUCACACUUCAGUAAGCCAACCUUGGAACCUGAUGCUGUGCAGUGAGUUUAGUAAAAUCCUUGCUAAAAUUUUUGCUUAACAACCCACACAUUUGGACAUAAUACCACAGUACAACACUGGUGCCAAGCAGGACAAACUUCCUCUCUGGAACAGGGCUGAACGUAAUUGCCUUAUGAGUCCAGAAACCACUGGCAGCACCGUAACAUUUUCUGGGUUCUUAGCUACAUGGGGAAUCCAGUGCCAGAUAGCAGCUAUGAGAGGGACGUGUUCCGGUUGUGGCCACUGUUAGUGGGACGUUGGUAGAGCUGUGAGAGGUGAAUACAGGAGGGACUAGCUGCAUUUAGCUCUGGUAACACUCGCCCUGACUUACAACCACAUUAGACAAAACCAGGGUUUUGUCUAGUUCAUCCUGACAGACAAUCUGAGAGUGUGUGUGAGCUCAUAUUCCCCAGAGCCAUGUCAGGGCAUGGACUCCACAGUCAGGACAAGGCGCUCAGGGACUUCUGUAGCAAAUGCAGACUUUGUGUUGCUGAAAGCAGUGGAAGAAAGAGAAUAAUUUGUAGCCUUUGAAAGUAUACAGUGAAAUGCUUCUGAAUGUAUAGGGGUUUCGUAUGUGAUAUAUUUAGAAAAUGAGUCAGGUUUAAAUGUUUGCAGGUCUGCAUAGAAAUGCCCUUGGAUGUGCAGAUUUCUAAUGUGAAAUAAGUACUGACAAGUGGUAUAUAGGACUGCCUGAACUGAUUUCAGCUGAUUUGUACAACAGCACAGAAUUUUUACAUCAGCUUUAAGUUAAAAAUGCUUUGACUUUCAUACUAGAUUUAUAGUUACAGAAACUGGUGGUCACCAAAUAGGAGGUGAGCUCAGCUCUUCACUUGUUAAUGUAGGUGUAGCAUGUCUUCAUUGUCAGAAGUCAGAGAACAUAUUGCUACUAUACAAUAACAGUACAACAACAAGGAAUGUCUUCGUCUAUGGAGAAGACCUAGACACAUUUGGGAAUCAAAAACCAUACAAGGAGAAAUAUGGCUGCCUUUAAGAAAACCAGCUUCAUGAAAUGAAUUGAUACAUAGCAGAAUAUAAAACUUUGGCUUUUAACCCUAAACAUUAAAUAUUGCAUUUAAACAUAUUCAAUAAAUACACUGUUCUUAUAGAAUUACACAUUGUAUGCAGGAUAGGUGCAACAACACAUUUAUGUGUUACUACCAGAAGGCUGAAGGAGUGUCCCCUUGUGAUUGCCCAAUUCCAUGUCACAAACUGAGCUUUUUAUUUUCAAUUUGCAAAUGGCUGUACGCUGAAAAGCUGCACCUGUAGCACUUACCAUUUUAAGCCUCUCCUCCUCUUUAAAUACUGCACUUAUUUUUAGUGAGGUGGUGGUGAAUCAUCCCUGAACAUUCUCAUGUGCCACCAAAUCACCACCUGCAUACCUGCUGCAGUCCAGGAGACUGCAAGGAUCAGAAGUUGCUAAUCAAGCCCUAAGUCAUGCUGUAAAAGUGCUUGUUAGUGAUCGAUGUGGGCAAGGUGCCUGUGUGGGUCAUUUGAGUACAGGAAGCAUCAGGAUUCAGUGUUCAAUAGAUUGCCACCUGCAUCCGGCCUGCAAUAGCAAGAUUUAUUCUGCCUGAAGAUGUAGCUCACCAAAAGUGGAUUUAAAGCUGCUGAAGUCUUCUCUCAGCCUAUUUUCUUGCCCUGCCUUCCUUCCUCCAUCAUACAUUAGAUUUUUACCUGAAGACCAACUUUUCAAAAGAAAUUGAUUUCCUUAUUGUGCCUCCCCCAUAGAAUAAAGUUAAAUCACAGUGUGUUAAAACUACUAAUGAUUUAGACUGAUCUUUCCUAUGCAUCAGCUUCAUACUAGGGUAAGCUUACUUAAAACUAGCUUACCUAGUAAGUUAGUUUUAGUUUAGUUUAAGUUCAGUUUAGUUUUAGACUAGCUUAAAUAAAUACAGGCUUGGUCACAGAGUUUUCAGAGAGUCUGCAUUCUGAGUUGUCAGCUGGUUUUGAAAGAGCACAGCUCACCUGUAGUCCUCUGUCUGUAAGCAGAAUGCAAGGAUGAUGUCACAUGAACAAGAAACAUGCUUACAUGCAUUAAACAUUCAAAGAGGAAAGUCAAACCCCACCACAUGCCCCGUUGUAAGUGUGCCCAACAGAUUCAAAUUUCUCAGGUCAGUCUUACCUAUGAAAAACCCAGUUUUAAUCUUGCAGAUAACAAGUUAUGAAUAUCGGGAGCAAAAGUAGUGGUAUGAUUCUUACACAGGAACUGCUGACAGGUCUUUGCCAGCAAAACCUAACUGCUCUGUGACAGUUCCCAUGUCUGGACUCUAAAUACCUUUGAGUGCUUUUAAAAAAAGCUGGAGUGAAAUCUUCAACAGCUGAACCUAGUGGCAAAUUUCUCAGCCACCUCAGGGGUCUGGAUUUUUCCUUUCUAAUGAUGGGAAUGAGCAAAACACACAGUUACUUGUACCUGUGUCAUGAGUUCAAGUAGUUGCAUUUUUUCAUAGUUUAAAACCACUGAUUGACAGGAAUGGUAGUAACUGGAGAAGUUCUGUAGACUCUCAGUACUUUGAGACUUUAAUGAAAUAGUUUUCUAGGAUGAGAGACUGUUGUAAGCACUUGGGGUGGGGAGGGUGGGGAAGACUUUUGUCUCCCAUAAGGAUUUAUGAAAGAAGGGAAAUUUCUGUAAGGUAAUAUGAACUUACUCGUCAGUGUGAGACUUGGAUUCAGAGAGAAGUCUCAUGUUUUACCGUAACAUUUUUCAUCUGAAUAGAAACAGACUGGGAAAUAAACUCUUAAUGUCAAAAAACUGUUAUCUAAGUAUCUGAAUAGAUACAACUCCAGUUUAUUUCAUUUAUUUAUUCUGUUUCAUCACUAAGCUUUUAAUCUAUAAAAUUAAUAUGUAAUAUACAAGAGUAAAAUGUACAGAAGUACCUUUAGAUGUAAUAAUUUAAACCAUCUGUAUUCAGAAAGCAGAGAUAACAAGUUUAAAGAUAUACAAACAAUUGCAAUUCAAUUUUAGCUGAAUUUCUCAAUAUCUAGAAAAAGAAGUGGCUUUGCUUAAUUAAACUUUAUUUUAAUGAUUGUGAAAAUAUCUUUUUUAGAGUUUGUUUUUGUUACUUUUUUAAUUAAAAUUAUUUUGUAAAUAUUGUUUUCUAUGUUUUAUACCUUAGGCCGUUAAUUUGCAUUGACAGCAGCAGAUACUCAACACAAUGAUUAAAAAGGUACUUUAGGAGACUGGGGUGGAUGUGGUCAGUAGUCAGAUUCAUCCUUCCAGAUUACUGCUCCUGUUAUUUCUGCAGUCUCACUGGCAUCAUAGGAAGAGUUUUCUGGGGCAAUUUAACCUGCUAAUUUUCAUAGAAUUGACUAUCAAGUGUCAUUCUGAAGCGCUUACCAUUUUCAUAACAUAUGAAGAAUAUGCAUUUUAAAGUUAGUACUAGUUCUUCCGUUGUUAGGAUAAGAAGCAACACAAAAUUCAGAAAUAAAGGGAAUUCAAAAGAUUAUGCCCAAAUAUAAUAUAAAGACAAGGACAGGUAUGGUAUCUCUGUGCUCCUAGGUAGCAGUGGAAGUGAUAAAACUUCAUAUUGGAUUGGAUCAUAGAGCCUUUUUUAGGCGAAACUGCCACUGAGGUCAGUGGUAGUUUCACCUGCAUAAAGUUCACUAUGAUCAUGUCCUUCAUCUGUUAAACAGGAAUUUCUGGUAGACUAGAUUUUGGGGGAAAAUACCUGGAGUGUAAUACUGGUUUGUGUACCAAUUUGCUCCAUGUAAAUCACUGGGCAAGAGUGACAUUUUGAACUAAACCCUUGUAGAUGCUGCUGGGACUUCUAAGCUUUAUUACCGAUGUAAAUUAUGUACAAACAGCUAUUUCCAUAUGAAAUGUACCACGAUAGUUUAGAGCAAAGAUAGUGAAUAACUGUACAAAAUUUGAUACUUAGAAAAUAAACUAUGGUGGUCUAAGCUUUACCAGUAUUUUAACAAUACUGUCAGAUUUGUAGUAGAAAAUGUUGUUGUAAAUGUACCUUAUAAGAAAAUACAUUUCCUUUUGCCUCUGUAUAUUAAUAGCUUUGAUUUCUAUGUCAGAGCUCAAAAUGAAGCAUGUAAUAAAACUUUUGUUAAAAUCGCUUUCAUAAUAAACAUAAAAUUGAAUGGA
Messenger RNA from Harpia harpyja (harpy eagle), 9756 nucleotides. RefSeq names its product signal peptide, CUB domain and EGF like domain containing 1 (gene SCUBE1). The record is from RefSeq and is a predicted model, not a curated record. Gene Ontology annotation, cellular component: cell surface. The coding region runs from base 32 to 3088 and encodes 1018 amino acids. Gene Ontology annotation, molecular function: calcium ion binding. Gene Ontology annotation, biological process: signal transduction. The transcript is spliced from 23 exons. Lineage: Eukaryota; Metazoa; Chordata; Aves; Accipitriformes; Accipitridae.